Messenger RNA from Raphanus sativus (radish), 1397 nucleotides. RefSeq lists its product as uncharacterized. Bases 251 to 1222 code for a protein of 323 amino acids. Gene Ontology annotation, biological process: maturation of 5.8S rRNA; maturation of LSU-rRNA. The record is from RefSeq and is a predicted model, not a curated record. The transcript is spliced from 8 exons. Lineage: Eukaryota; Viridiplantae; Streptophyta; Magnoliopsida; Brassicales; Brassicaceae. Gene Ontology annotation, cellular component: nucleolus; preribosome, large subunit precursor.
AUACGGCACCACUUUGUUAAGGGUCAAAACUGUAAUUUACUUCUUUUCGGCGGACGUAUAUAAAGUUAUAAACCAGACCAAUUGAACCAACCCAAACUUCAGAAAAUUUUAAAGCCUAAACCGAAUUGAGCCGGAUGCGCACCAGAAACUAUAAAAAGUCUGUUGAUCAACGCCGACUUUAAACAGCUUCUCUCGUAAAACCUUUAAGCAGGGAUUUUCAUCAGUGAAAGAUGCAAGACGAUGAGGUUAUAUGGCAGGCUAUCAGACACAAGCAUUGCAGUUACAUGGCCAAGUAUGUCCAUCUCUUUUCUUUUGCUUUUUGUCUGAAAGAUUUUGUUUUGAUGAGAUUUUUUUGCUUUUAAUUUUUAUUACUUUUUUUUUUUGUAGAAUCGAAACCGGAAACUUCUGCAGAAACCCUUAUAACGUAACGGGUAUCUGCAACCGAAGCUCUUGCCCUCUUGCCAACAGUCGCUACGCCACCAUCCGUGACCACGAUGGAGUGUUUUAUUUAUAUAUGAAGACAAUAGAGAGAGCUCACAUGCCAAAGAACUUGUGGGAGAGAAUAAAGCUGCCUAGAAACUAUGAGAAGGCCCUUGAACUCAUUGAUAAGCACUUGCUGUAUUGGCCCAAGUUGCUGCAGCACAAGGUUAAACAAAGACUGACCAAAAUGACUCAGAUCCGUAUUCGUACCAGAAAACUUAAUCUCAAAACAAGGGAGAAGAUAAUGACUAUGCCUAGGAGGGAUGUAAAGAGAGAGCCAAGAAGAGAGGAAAAGGCUUUAACAGCAGCAGAGUUGGAGAAGUCCAUUGAAACAGAGUUGUUAGAACGUUUGAUGAAAGGCGUUUACCCUAAGAUACUCGAUUACCCAGAGCUUGUUCCUGAACUUCAAAAGGAAGUUGAAGUUGAAGUAGAAGAAGAAGAGAAGGAGCCAGAGAUUGAAUAUGUUGAAGGCUAUGAUGAACUCUUGGAAGAAGAUGAAGAAGAUAUUGAAGAUUUCUAUGGCGGCUUCCCAUCUAAGGAGUCUCACCGUGACAGUGAUGAUGAUGAUUAUGACUUUGAAGAUGAUGAUGAUGCUGAGGAGAAAGUAGUGAUUCAUAAAAAGGGGAGAGCUUUGAAAAAGUUUGAUGGUAAUGGAAAGUCUAAGAAGAAAUCAAGAGUAGUUGUUGAGGUCGACCAAGAAGAUGGAGAUACCAGGCAAUGCUUUAAAAGCCUAAAGCUUUGAGAAGAUAUGAAAGUUUUUAUUCCCUUUUUGACGUAAAGCUAACAUGUUAGUUACAUUUAUAAAACCAAAAAAAAAAAAAAAACUUGCUUUGGUUUGAGUUUUUGUCACUUGUGAUUCUCUUUGUAUGUUAAAGGAGACGCAGAGAUAAGAUAUCAAUACAUUUUAUCUGCACAAA